AUGAUUAUCAGAGAAUUUGGUGUUCGUCAGGGCCGCAAAGCCCUGGCAACAUCGUUGCGACAAGGCCCAAGAUGCAUGCGACAGCUCUCGUCCCUCUCCUCGGAGACGUCAGGGACGCCCAUAGCUUCCGCCGACCCAGCCGUCGAGGGUUCGUUCCAGGAGAAGCCCACCAAGCCGAAGCGAUCAGCACUCUAUAUGCAGACUGUCAAGCCUGCAAGGAAACGACCCGUCGCCGUGGACAACACCAAGGCCGAGUACGAGCUUGCAAAGGAGACGCGCAUGAGACAGCGGCCCAUUGGUACCACCAUUGAGCACACCUACGCGCCGACUGAUGUCUUCAGCAACCCCCCGGGACCCAAGGACGUCACCCUCGAGCUCCUCAUGGCCUCGCAAGCACACAUGGGCCACCACACCUCGGUAUGGAAUCCUGCAAACGCACGAUACAUUUACGGUGUGAGGCAGGGAAUUCACAUCAUCUCCCUCGAAGAGACGGCGGCGCAUCUACGUCGCGCGGCUCGUGUGGUUGAGGAAGUGGCCUACCGAGGAGGUCUGAUCCUAUUUGUGGGUACGAGGCCAGGACAGACACAGAUUGUGGCGCAAGCAGCCAAGCUGGCAGGAGCUUGUCACUUGUUCAGCAAGUGGACACCGGGCACAAUUACCAACAGCGACAAGAUUUUGCCGAACAUGCCAAUGAGGAUCGUCGACCAGCACGACAAUGAGCUGAGCGGCUUCAAUCAGCACCUAAUGUCGCGGCGAGCGCUGGUACCAGAUUUGGUCGUGUGCUUCAACCCUCUGGAAAACGCCCCUAUGCUGCGGGAGUGCGGCUUGGCAAACGUGCCGACUAUUGGUGUGAUUGAUACCAACACAGAGCCUACAUGGGUGACGUAUGCCAUUCCGGCAAAUGACGACAGUUUCCGUUGUCUUGCAGUUAUCGGUAGUGUUCUAGGUCGGGCCGGUGAGGCUGGUCAGAAGCGACGCCUCGAGGCUGCUGCAAAUGGAAUUGUCGAAUGGCAAACACCAGCUCCGAUCCAGCGCUUCAUGGAUAUCGAGAUACGGCGCGGCAGAUGGAGAAAUAGAAUGCUGGAGGAGAACAAGGCUGAAGAAGCCAAGGCACUUGGACUUGAGCAGCCACCCCAGGCAGAAGUUAUCGACGAUGUCUCGAUACGUCAAGCGAUGAGAGAAUUGGAAGAUGUGGACAUGGAGCGCCUCGUGGAGGGCGAGACUGACGACGCGUAG
Pestalotiopsis fici W106-1 is the source of this 1236-nucleotide messenger RNA. RefSeq lists its product as uncharacterized. Bases 1 to 1236 code for a protein of 411 amino acids. The record is from RefSeq and is a predicted model, not a curated record. The transcript has 3 exons. Gene Ontology annotation, molecular function: structural constituent of ribosome. Gene Ontology annotation, cellular component: ribosome; mitochondrial small ribosomal subunit. Lineage: Eukaryota; Fungi; Ascomycota; Sordariomycetes; Amphisphaeriales; Sporocadaceae. Gene Ontology annotation, biological process: translation.